UCACUCGACGACCGACCGCCAAACGGAGGUGUCGCAGUGAGUCGUUCUCGAGCAGCAGGGUGGUUCGACAGUAAAGUGAGUGUAUGUGUGUAUGGGUGCGCGCGCGUUCAUGCUCAGCCGUGAGCGAUACAACCGUGUGGAUGAAUGCGUUAUAAUGUCCGCGUACAUAUCCAUUAAAAAUUUCGAGGAUCAUCAAAAUAUAUUUAAUCCAUUAACCGUUGUAAUAGUGACCGUCGAUUCGUGAGAUUCGUGAGUGUCUUGAUCUUUUCCACUGAUUCAAAGUUUCAUAUUAAAUAUCGCGUCUGCUAUUGCGAUUGUCAUCGUUUUGCCAAUUAUUUGAAUCAACAGUGAACAUUCGAAGACUUCAAAAAAAAUCAACAGUGUACGGUUAUUUCUAGCAAAAAACUACAGAGAGAAACGAGGAAAAAGUCAAUCGCCAGCACCGCCGCCGUCGUGACCCGACGUUGAAUUAAAAACAUAAGGAAAAUGUCGUCGGUAAAGGUGGCGGUGAGGGUACGACCCUUCAAUAAUCGAGAAAUCUCCCGCGAGGCACAAUGCAUCAUCGAAAUGUCCGGAAGCACUACUUCGAUAUUGAAUCCCAAAGCACCACCGGGCAGCAAAGAUUCGGUCAAGAGCUUCAAUUACGAUUAUUCCUAUUUUUCCAUGGAUCCAAAUGACGCAAAUUAUUCUUCACAACUUAUGGUCUAUAAGGAUAUCGGUGAAGAGAUGUUGGAACAUGCCUUCGAAGGUUACAAUGUCUGUAUAUUCGCAUACGGACAAACUGGCGCAGGUAAAUCGUAUACCAUGAUGGGCAAACAAGAAGAGGGUCAAGAGGGAAUAAUACCUCAAAUUUGCAAGGAUCUUUUUAGAAAAAUCAGUCGCAAUUCAAACGAGUGCCUGAAAUAUUCUGUAGAAGUCAGUUAUAUGGAAAUAUACUGCGAAAGGGUACGGGAUCUCUUGAAUCCUAAGAACAAAGGAAAUCUUCGAGUAAGAGAACACCCUUUACUUGGACCGUAUGUUGAGGACUUGUCGAAAUUGGCGGUGAUGUCUUAUCAAGAUAUUCAUGAUCUUAUCGAUGAAGGCAACAAAGCAAGAACGGUAGCAGCUACAAAUAUGAAUGAAACGUCUAGCAGAUCUCACGCUGUAUUUACGAUAUUCUUUACACAACAAAAACAAGACUCUGCGACUGGAUUAGUGACAGAAAAAGUUAGCAAAAUUUCACUCGUCGAUUUAGCAGGUUCUGAAAGGGCUGAUUCCACUGGUGCAAAAGGUACAAGAUUAAAAGAAGGUGCCAAUAUUAAUAAAAGCUUAACAACCCUUGGAAAAGUCAUCAGUGCUCUAGCUGAAAUUGCGGCGACUAAAAAGAAAAAGAAGGCUGAUUUUAUCCCUUAUAGAGAUUCUGUUCUAACAUGGCUAUUGAGAGAGAAUCUAGGAGGUAAUUCUAAAACAGCGAUGAUUGCGGCAGUGAGUCCAGCAGACAUCAAUUACGAUGAAACUCUUUCUACUUUACGAUACGCAGACAGAGCGAAACAAAUAGUUUGCAAGGCUGUCGUUAAUGAAGAUGCAAACGCGAAACUUAUCAGGGAACUUAAAGAAGAGAUUCAGAAGCUACGAGAAUUGCUGAAACAAGAGGGUAUUGAUGUACAAGAAGGGCCAGAUGGUAAAGUCACAUAUGAAAAGAAAGAAUCUAGAGACGAAAUUGUCCGAGUAGUCAAACGUGAGGACGAUGUGAAGGAAACUCGACCUAGAAUCCCGUCACAUACUACAUCGACUAUCGCUGAAGAAGCAGUAGAUCAGUUGCAAGCUUCGGAAAAACUUAUAGCUGAAUUGAAUGAAACAUGGGAAGAGAAAUUGAAACGAACUGAGCUAAUUCGUUUGCAACGUGAGGCGGUGUUCGCUGAAAUGGGAGUUGCUGUGAAAGAGGACGGUGUUACUGUUGGUGUGUUCUCUCCAAAAAAGACUCCUCACUUGGUGAAUCUGAACGAGGAUCCUAUGAUGUCUGAAUGUUUGAUUUAUUACAUCAAGGAUGGCUUCACGCGUAUCGGUAGUGCCGAAGCUAACAUACCACAAGAUAUUCAGCUAUGUGGACCUCAUAUAUUAAGUGAACACUGUGUUUUCGAGAAUCACGAGGGUAUUAUUACCCUAAUGCCCAAAAAAGGAGCUUUAAUUUAUGUAAAUGGACGCGAAGUCACUGAGCCAGUUAUUUUGAAAACCGGAUCUCGUGUCAUUUUAGGGAAGAAUCAUGUAUUCAGAUUCAAUCAUCCUGAUCAAGUUCGCGAACGAAGAGAAAAAGGAUCUCCCGUUGAAACUCCUGGAAAUGGAGAGACAGUUGACUGGAAUUUUGCACAGAUCGAAUUGUUAGAAAAGCAAGGAAUCGAUUUAAAGGCUGAAAUGGAGAAAAGACUAUUAGUUCUGGAAGAACAAUUCCGUAAAGAGAAGGAAGAAGCAGAUCAAUUGUUCGAAGAACAAAGAAAAAGUUACGAAGCUCGAAUAGAUGCACUGCAAAGACAAGUGGAGGAACAAAGCAUGACAAUGUCCAUGUACAGCAGUUAUACACCUGAAGACUUCAAUAACAUUGAAGAAGAUAUUUUCGUCAACCCCUUGUUUGACGCAGAGAGCAACUGGACCGAGAGAGAAUUCCAGCUGGCCGCUUGGGCCUUUCGCAAAUGGAAAUAUCACCAAUUCACAAGUCUUCGAGAUGAUCUCUGGGGCAACGCUAUAUUCCUCAAAGAAGCUAACGCUAUUUCUGUCGAACUCAAAAAGAAGGUACAAUUCCAGUUUACUUUACUCACGGAUACGCUUUACUCACCACUUCCACCGGAUCUUUUGCCCGUUGUGGAUGAUGUUUUGGAAGAAGAGGAAAGACCAUUCCCACGUACUAUAGUUGCUGUAGAGGUUCAAGAUACAAAGAAUGGCGCAACACAUUAUUGGACACUCGAUAAACUUAGACAGCGCUUGGAGUUGAUGCGACACGUGUACAACGAGGACUCGAGCUCCAGCACUCCGGAGGCCAAAGAGGAUAUUUUCCAAUGUCUAACGGCCUACUCUAAUCCGAAGUUCUCACUCGCAAAUCUUUUGCCUUCGAGACAAAAACUGGAGUUGAUGCGUGAAAUGUACCACAAUGAAGCAGAAUUAUCUCCAACAUCUCCAGAUUUCAAUAUUGAAUCCAUAACCGGAGGUGAUCCAUUCUACGAUCGUUUUCCUUGGUUCCGAAUGGUUGGCAGGUCCUUUAUAUAUCUAAGCAAUCUUAUGUAUCCUGUACCACUAAUUCACAAAGUUGCAAUAGUAAACGAAAAAGGAGAUGUAAAAGGCUACUUGCGUGUGACUGUGCAAGCUGUUGUCGAGGAAAACAAUGAAUAUUCAAGUGGCGUCAGACAAUCAGCUAGAAUUUCCUUCGAAGAUGACCUAUUUGGCAAUAAUCAAAAGCAGAAUAAACGCAACAUUCUAUUGACUCAGACUCUUGAGAAGAAUCGACAGAUCUUGUUGCAUGAAGAACGUGUUGUAGAAGGUCAUAACGAGCAAAAGGAAAUUAAAGACGAGGAUGAUAUUGGUGAUGCAGACAGCGGUAGAGGCGACAGUUCAGUUUCUAGCGAUAUGAAGGAAGAAGAUUUACCAGAUCACUUGCAACUCGGUUCCGAAUUCACAUUCAGAGUUACUGUGUUGCAAGCAAUGGGUAUUUCUACCGAAUAUGCUGACAUUUUUUGCCAAUUUAAUUUCUUGCAUCGACAUGAUGAAGCAUUCUCAACGGAACCGGUUAAAAAUACAGGAAAGGGUAAUUCUCCUGGAUUUUAUCAUGUACAAAAUAUUACGGUUACGGUAACAAAGUCAUUUUUGGAAUAUCUAAAAACUCAGCCGAUUGUCUUCGAAGUUUUUGGACAUUAUCAACAACAUCCUUUGCAUAAAGAUGCCAAACUUGAAUAUGUGAGACAACCACCCAAGAGAAUGCUUCCACCAUCCAUACCAAUCAGCCAACCUGUACGUUCACCGAAAUUUGGUAGCGUUUUACCAUCUCCCAGUACAUCACACGUACAUGCGAAAUACGAUGUAUUAGUUUGGUUCGAGAUUUGCGAAUUAGCGCCAAAUGGUGAAUAUGUACCCUCCGUGGUCGAUCAUAGUGAUGAUCUACCAUGCCGUGGAUUAUUUUUGCUGCAUCAGGGAAUUCAACGUCGUAUUCGAAUUACUAUUGUUCACGAACCAGCAUCUGAAUUACGAUGGAAAGAUGUUAGAGAAUUGGUUGUAGGACGUAUUAGAAACACACCAGAACCAGAAGAAGAAGACAAUGAUUCGUCGGUGCUCUCAUUAGGUCUAUUUCCUGGUGAAUAUUUAGAAGUACCCGGUGAUGAUAGAUGCAUGUUCAGAUUUGAAGCAGCAUGGGAUAGUUCUCUUCAUAAUUCAGCUUUGCUGAAUAGAGUCACAGCAUAUGGAGAACAAAUCUUUAUGACCAUUUCUGCAUAUCUCGAAUUGGAAAAUUGUGGAAGGCCGGCGAUCAUCACAAAAGACUUAAGCAUGAUUAUUUAUGGCAGAGACGCUAGAGUAGGACCACGUUCUCUGAAGCAUCUGUUCAGCGGAAGUUAUCGCAAUCAGGAAGCGAAUAGGCUCAGUGGUGUUUACGAGUUGGUCCUACGUCGUUCUUCGGAAGCAGGUAGCCCAGGUGUUCAGAGACGACAACGUCGUGUAUUAGAUACUAGUUCUACAUAUGUUAGAGGAGAAGAGAAUCUUCAUGGAUGGAGACCUCGGGGAGAUAGUUUAAUAUUCGAUCAUCAAUGGGAAUUAGAAAAAUUGACGAGAUUAGAAGAAGUGGGGAAAGUAAGACACACAUUACUAUUACGAGAAAAACUUGGUAUUGACAAAGUAUCAUUCUGCAAUAAAAUAUCACAUGAUUUCACCAAAAGUGAAAAGGAUGUUUGUAACAUGAUGGCGAAAGCAACAAACGAAACGCAUGCUAGUCCGGUGAAAUUGAAGCGUUCAACAAGUAAAGACAUUUAUGAACCUUGGGAAAUGUCCGAGAGAGAAAAAGAAUUAGCUUUGAAAUGUAUCAAACUUAUUCAAGGUCGAAUUCCUAGCAAAGAACCCAUUUUAUUAUCCGAUGUUUCACCUGGAGAAGAUAUGGCUGAUAUGUCGACAUCCAUGAUGUCUUCGGUGAUAUCAUCUUCGUCUCAAGAGUCAGUAUACGAGAGAGCUAGUGAUUACUUAGAGCAGGCCGCUGGUAUAAUAGUAUGGAGCAAGUCUAAGUCGUGCAUCCUUAGGUUAAGUUCACCGGAAAGAGCUAGACUGCAGGAACUGCAGGAAAGUAUAUUAGCCAGUGAAUCUGCUAGCCAAUCAUGUACUAUUGCGCCGGCUCCGUUGGGUUCAUCUUCUCCAUCAAAGGAGAAUUUAGUUCUCUACGUUCCAGAAGUCGAAGAAAUACGUAUCAGUCCAGUUAUUGCUAGGAAAGGAUAUUUGAAUGUUCUCGAACACAAGACUAAUGGUUGGAAGAAACGCUGGGUGGCUGUGCGACGACCAUAUGUUUUAAUCUUUCGAGAAGAAAAGGAUCCAGUGGAGAGAGCUCUUAUUAAUUUAGCUACUGCUCAAGUUGAAUAUUCUGAAGAUCAAUUAGCUAUGGUAAAAGUACCAAAUACUUUCAGUGUAGUUACAAAACAUCGAGGAUAUUUAUUACAAACGUUAGGAGACAAAGAGGUUUAUGACUGGCUGUAUGCUAUUAAUCCUCUUCUUGCUGGUCAAAUCAGGUCAAAACUAGCGCGCAAAGGUCCGGCAGCUACAAAUUUGAAUAAUGCUUCACCUGUUGGUCUAAUUCCGCCAAUAGAUCAACAAUCGAACCAAAAUAAGUGAGUGGGCGACACGUUGGCCGAGGUAACGAGCGUCAUUGCGAAAGCUUCUGAAAAGAUGCUCUGCUGGUCACACUCGGCCUUCGAGUCCCAUGAUCUCUGUAGCUUUCGAUUUUCGGUAGUCUUCGAUUAUUAAAUCGUUUCGAAAAUGCGUAUUAACGAUUGACUACCAGCUUCGAUAGCCGCCGAUUAAUAUCUCAUGACAUCUAAUUUAACUUUACUCGUCAGUCCUUUUACUCCUGACGAUCGAAUAGAAAAAUGAAAAUAAAAAAGAUCCUUGAAUAUAUAAAGGCAUGUUCGUCUUUUGAUAAAAAAAAAAACAAAGAAAAAAAAACGAUUAUACGUGUUCGAACUAUAUUGAAAUUAUUACUUUCGGAAUCGCAAACUCUUUUUCCAUAGUCUCUCCGUUCAUUUUGAAUUACUUAGAAAUGUAUAUAACGUUGAUGAGACUCUACGAGCUUGCGAUAUUUAUCUUACAAUAUUCGAAUUUCUCGAUAUUAGUCGGUCAUAGCGAUUCUCUUUUAAGUGUGGAACGCAUACAAUGAAGAGUAACAUAUUUAUGCCUAAAUAAAAAAUUCCUAAGACGAUCAUAGAAAAUGAGGCAACAGAUACACAUUGUAGGUAUAUUCAUUAAAGAGAAGAUGUGGCGCGAGAGGAAGCAAGAAAGAGAGGGAGAGAACGAGAAGAAAAAGAAGAGCGAUAUAACAAGAAUUUCUGCGUGUUCAUGACUGAGAAAAAGAAAUGAAGAAAGAAAAAGAAGGAAAA
This is a messenger RNA of Apis mellifera (honey bee), 6590 nucleotides long. RefSeq names its product kinesin 3B (gene unc-104). The record is from RefSeq and is a predicted model, not a curated record. Lineage: Eukaryota; Metazoa; Arthropoda; Insecta; Hymenoptera; Apidae. Gene Ontology annotation, molecular function: ATP binding; microtubule motor activity; microtubule binding. The coding region runs from base 487 to 5829 and encodes 1780 amino acids. The transcript has 30 exons. Gene Ontology annotation, biological process: microtubule-based movement.